Messenger RNA from Bombyx mori (domestic silkworm), 5875 nucleotides. Its product is annotated as organic cation transporter protein. Gene Ontology annotation, cellular component: membrane. Gene Ontology annotation, biological process: transmembrane transport. Gene Ontology annotation, molecular function: transmembrane transporter activity. The transcript is spliced from 3 exons. The record is from RefSeq and is a predicted model, not a curated record. Lineage: Eukaryota; Metazoa; Arthropoda; Insecta; Lepidoptera; Bombycidae. The coding region runs from base 291 to 1955 and encodes 554 amino acids.
AGACAACUGUUACCCGAUUUACAGGUAUGCUGUAUAAUAACCUACAACGGAGAUAAGAGGUUAGGUUUUUUCGCGCGAUUGCGGCAAACGACACUCAACCGAAGCAUUGUCGGCGCCACGCCACGCCACACCAUACCAACCAUUCGCUCGUCCGCCGCCGGCUCGCACGCCUGGCGCCUGCACACGCCACCGCGUGUUUCCGACUACUAAUUUUAACUUACCGUCAAUGGUGUUUGUGAGCCUAGCAGAAUUCCUGAAACACAAAGAAGAGUACCAUAACAUCACACACCAUGGACAAGGAUCGCGCUUUAGAAGAAAUGAUGGGAAAGCUCGGUGAUUUCGGGCGGUACCAAUGUUUUCAAUUUAUUCUGCAUAUCCUCGCUGCUAUGACGGCUGGUAUGCAUAUGCUGUCUUUAGUGACAGUGGCCGCAGUUCCGGAUCACAGAUGCUGGAUCGACGGCGUCGACACAAACGAAUCUAUAGCGGCAUGGAACUCAUCGGAAAUACUUGCAGCAGUACCGAAAACAUCAUCAGGCAGCCUACAUAACUGUCUUAUGUAUCAAGAUAAUGAUACGAUUACUUGCACCAAGUGGGUUUUCGAUACAACAUAUAGAUCUUCAUCGCAUGCUAUAGAAUGGAAUUUAGUUUGUGAACAAAGAUGGCUGGGCUCUUUUGUGCAAACUGUGUACAUGCUCGGGGUGUUCACUGGUGCUGUAACUUUGGGGACAAUGGCCGAUAAAUAUGGUAGAAAAACUAUUUUCUGUUGGUCAGGCGUAUUACAACUCAUAUUCGGUGUCGCGGUUGCUUUCAUUCCGGAGUACUGGACAUUUCUAGUCAUUCGCUUUUUGUAUGGUGUUUUCGGGUCAGCCGGUUCAUAUAUAACUGGAUUCGUUUUGACAAUGGAACUUGUUGGACCGAGUAAAAGAACCAGUUGUGGUGUAGCUUUCCAGGCAGCAUUUGCUGCUGGGAUUAUGUUAGUAGCAGGCUGGGGAGCAUUGAUUGAUAACAGACAAAUCCUUCAAAUGAUCUACGGCUUACACAGCUUACUUUUAAUCCCACAUAUCUGGAUCAUGGAUGAAUCUCCUCGUUGGCUUUGGGCUCAAGGCCGUGUCAAAGAAUCUGUCGACAUCGUUGAAAAAGCUUUAAAAUGUAAUAACUCUGAAAAUAUAGACAAAGCACAUUUCGUUUCAAGAGGAAAAGUUGAAUCGUGUAAAGGAUCUGAAGCUGCCACUACAGCUGGCACAACUGACUUGUUCAAAACCCCAAAUUUACGAAUAAAAACUUUGAAUGUAUGCUUUUGUUGGUUUGCAAACUCUAUUGCCUAUUAUGGGCUAACUCUUAGUACAGGAAAGUUAGAAGGUAAUCCAUAUCUCAUUACGGCAAUCAUGGGAUUUGUUGAAUUUCCGAGUUAUGGGGCUGUGAUAUACUUUCUCGAUAUUUGGGGUAGGAGACCGCUUAUAAGUUCUAUGAUGCUCGUGGGUGGAAUUGCAUGUGUUGUUGCCACAUUUUUACCAGCCGGCAGUAUAAUUUCAACUGCGAUAGUAAUAGCAGGAAAAUUGUUCAUUGCGGGUUCAUUUGCCAUCAUCUAUAACUAUUCAGCUGAAUUGUUCCCUACUGUUGUUCGUAAUUCUGCUUUGGGCUUAGGUUCAAUGUGUGCCAGGUUUUCAGGGGCUUUGACACCCCUAAUAACGUUAUUAGAUUCUUUCAAUCCAAAAAUCCCUGCUGUCACCUUUGGAGCGUUAGCGGUUAUAUCAGGAUUUUUGUGCUUCUUUUUGCCAGAAACGAUGAAUCAGCCUAUGCCUCAAUCGUUAACCGAUGGUGAAGAAUUCGGUAAGGGAGAUACUAUUUUUGCGAGUUGUUUUGGAAAGGAGAAAAAUAGAAAAUAUGAUGAUAAAGCUGAUGAUAAAGCUGCCGAAUCAAUGGUUCCAUUAGAAGAUGUAAGUAAAAAGGUUUAAAUUCUACGAUAACUGUGAAGAUGGACAAAUAAUAUUAUCUACUUGUCUGUUAUAAUUCACACAUUCAUUAUCGUUUUGUUGCUAAAUUUUUUAUAUAAUAGUAAUAACAAUAAUGUCUUUAUUUCUCGAACAUUUUACAUUUUUAACUAACAAUUUCAAGUAGACUAUUAUAAAAAAACAAUAUAUAAUAUAAAAACAAAAUAUAAGAGUAAAAUCUACAUUUCUUCGGUGUGCUUUUCGGCAAAGACCUCAUCCAACUCUUUCCACUGCUUUCUGUCUGCUGCUAGUCUUACCCAAAGGGAUCCAGAGGUAAUUUUUAAUUCAUCCUCCUAUCUUCUUUUUGCAAGAAUGGAAUCCCAACUCCAUUUGAACCGGAACCCAUCUCCAUUUGAGUUGAUCAAUACGCAACAGGAUGUCUGUUGAUUUAGUUUUGUGCCUGAUGUCUACACUUCUAAUUUUGUCCAUUAGUUUCAAACCUAGCGUGCUCCUUUCCAUACCUCUCUAAUAUCUUGCUAGUUUGUCCCUAUAGUGUUUCGACAAAGUCCAGGUUUCACAACCAUAUGUGAUGUAGGGUAGGAUACAGGUAUCAAACGUGUUCUUCUUGGUCUUAAUGCCCAAUUCUUAGUUUUCAUAAUUUCUUUCAAGGCCCAAUAUUUUUUCCAUCCAGUUGCAAUUCUAUUAAUUCUCCAAUUCUAUUUCUUUAAGCAUUUGGUUAUUGUGUGAUAUUAUCUGGCCAAGAUAUACAUGUUUCUCUACACAUUCGAGUUUCUGUCCAUGGAUGGUUAUAUUUAUAGGUAAAAUUUGUCAUAAUUUUAGUUUUGCUCGAGUUAACUUCUAGACCCACUUCUCUAGUUUUUUCUGCUAGGGCUUAUACCAUGGGUUCCAGCAGUAGCGGGUCCUCUUCGAAUAGAACCAAGUCAUCUGCAAAUCUUACAUGUUUCAUUCUCGAUCCGUUAAUAUUUAGCCCCAGAUUUUCCCAUUCCAAUUUUCUGAACAUUUAUUCUAGCACUGCUGUAAACAGAUUUAGUAAAAGGGGCUCAUUGUUUCAAUUGGAAGCACAUCUUCCGUAGAUUUCAGCCUAAUACUACCUUUACGAUAUUUUUGAUGAUGUUUAUGUAAACGUUUUGUAUUCCCUGUCUGUCAGGCUUUACCAUACAAAUUCAUGUUUAAAGCUAUCGAAAGCCUUGUAGUAAUCUAUAAAAGCUAGUUAAAUAGUUUUCUUGUAAUCGUUGUAUUUUUGUACCAGCUGCUUAAUUGUAUGUACACGAUCAAUUGUAUUAAAAUAUUUCCUAAGCCCUGCCUGUUCCAUAGGUUGAUUUUCCCGAUCCUGCGGACAGAAUGGAAAGCAGUCGACGUCGCCCAAAACACGUCAUCUCGGAUCCUCCCGAUCCACUAACGGUGCUUUUAGGUACUUCAAGCACCGGUCACCGUUCUCGUCGAACCUGUCGCUUGCGACGAAGGGCUCGACGAGUAAAUUAACUCUCAGACACAGCCCACUGAGUUUCUCGCCGGAUCUUCUCAGUGGGUCGCGUUUCCGAUCCGGUGGUAGAUUCUGCGAAGCAUGGCUCUUGCUAGGGUUCGUGUUAGCAACAUCGUCAGGUUUGAGCCCCGUGAGCUCACCUACUAAAGUGAGGGUUACGCUGACAUAGCCGCUAGGGCUAUCAGCUUAGGUAGGAAAAAAAAAAAAAAGGUUGAUUUUCAUCAAGCCUGGUUGAAUUCUGUCAAAAAUUACUUUAUCAUCGACUCUAUAUACAUUGGAUAUGAAAUAUGGGUCUGUAAUUUCCCUUUCUUGUAUAGGAUUAUUGUGUGAUUCUACCCAUUGGCUUGGGAUACUGCCUGUUAAAGAAUCUCAUUGAAAACCUUUGUUAGUGUUGGGCUUAUUUCUUUGACUGUCCCUUUCAUAAAUUCGUUUGUGAUUCUAUCUGGACCGGGAACUUUUUCUAUGUAUGUUUUGACUUUUUAUCGCUUUUCAACUUCCGAUUUUAAUAUUUUUUGGUAUAACUUCCGUACUUUCUUUUAUUGAUUUUUCUAUAUGUUCUAUGAUGGGCGCUUGUAUGUUUUGCUGAUUUGAAUAUAGUAAGAGAUAAUACUCUGUUGCUAUAUUUUGGAUUGUACUAUGAGAAGUGAUAGGCGUCUCUUUAUCUCUUAGCUUAGGUAUCCAUUCUUUUGCCUUUUUGUAAGUUUCUUGAGCGCUUUUCUAGUGCCUUCUGUUCUAUUAAUGUGAUUCUCCAGAAUUUUUAUUCAUCCAUUUUUCCUAUCUUUUCUCAUAUUUUCAAGAAACUGUUUGCUAAGUUUUUUAAAUUUCUUUUUGGUUUUCUUUCUUAUCCCUUUUUGAUAACAGAUUCCUUCGUUCUUAAAUUAGUUUUCAAGCUUUUUCCCUUAGGCUCUUUAUUCUUCUUUUUUUUGUAUUAAUGUUUGUUCUUUGAUAUUAUGUUCUCCUAUUAUUUAUAUGUCGUUUCAGUCCAUACCUGAAAUAAUAACUUCCAUCAGGUCUUCGGUAGUGUCGUUUGGGUCCCUCUUUUUACAAUUUACUCGUAAGUACUUUGUUUGAAUUGCUUUCGGCCUAGGCUUUUUUAAACCACUUAGACUUAAACCACUUAAACAUAGAGUCAGCUGUGCACCAUAAAAUAGUUACUAUUGAAUUUUACAUUUUGUACUAAUCCCGUGUAAGCCUAACUUUAAUAAUUUUUUUGUGUCCACUUUUGGCUUGUUUGCGUAUUUUAAGAACUUCUUUACAAAAGUCCUCUUUGAAGUAUACAUUUGUGGGAAGGUUACGCUUGUUUCUCAAAAUAAGAUGCUUCUUCCAAGUUGUUGUACGUUCCAAAUGUGUUCCUGAUUCCAUUUAAUUUUUCUUUACAAAAUCUGCUAACUCUAUUUCUAACUUUCCCUUUUCUUCAAUGCCAAAAAAACAAAGUGAAACGAAACGAAAACGAAUUCAAUAAAACGAAGUUAUUUUUUCGUGUUUCCUUUUCUAAUAGUUUUAUUUUUUGUUCAAAAUUUGUGAUUUUGUUUUUAAGGUUAUUAUUUUCUUUCAUUAUUAUUUUUAUCUUUUCAUCCAGGGCCACCUAAAAUUUUUCGUUAUUGCUGUUGUUAGUGUUAUUCUUUGUUCAUUAAACUUUUCAUUUAUUUUGGAGAGUAAAAUUUCUAUUUGGUUUUCUAUUUUAAAUAUUGCGUAAUUUAAUAUAGUUGAUUAAUAACAAUUAGGAUGGUAUCACCUUAGUUUCUGUCGCAGCACUCGCAGCAGCACUAUCAAGAGUUGUCUAUGGCUGUUAAUGUCAGAUGUCGAAUGAUGAACGAUUUUGAGGUUAUUAAUUAUAAAUAAUAAUCGAUGCUUUCUUUGAUGUAAAACACACAGAUAUCUGUUUAUUUCACUGUAAUAUCUUUAUAAACACUAAUUUAGUCUGAUUUUCCAAAGAUUUGAACAAGGUAUAUGUGUUAUUACCCACUUUUUGCACUGUUAAUUGAAUCGUAUUUGCGGAGUUCUCACUUAAACGUGUUUACACUUUCGUCACUAAAACCGUAACCUCUAUUGUUAAAUUUAUCUCAAAUUUAUUGGGUAUAGGUGCCUCUUUUAUAUAAAUGUUUUUUCUGCUUGAAUCUGUAUGUAGAUCUUUCUGUGUGAAUCACACGAUCACCGGAAAUAACACAAACCUUUUCUUUCCCUAAAGAAUUUCAGUGAAUUUGUUUUUAUUUGAAUAUGAUGUACGUGUUUUUAGUAGUGAUAGUAUUUAUUUAAGUUAUAAUUGUGUAUUUUGUUGAACGAUCUCUAUGUUUUGUACCUUUACGAAAGGUGUAACAAAAUCGAGUGCCUUGAAUAUGCAGCUGUUAAAGUUAAGUUGUUCACCAUAAGUAUUCGUUCAGGUCCCUAUGUAUUUACAACUUAGGAUCAUAGUAUACAGUAAUAAAAUUAUACAAAUUUA